AUGCUGUAUCGAGCCAAGACCUUGUUGAUUGCUGAGCGUUUGGCUUCCUCAGGCUACGUGGUUGCAGGCUGUGAAGAGAGACUACUUAAUCCCAAGCUCGCACCGUAUUUCAAUUGCAAGGAUCAAGUCAUUGGAGUGGAGGAGGAGCAGCAAGAUGUCUACUAUGCGUGUUCCUCCUGCUGCAAACUAAGCGCAACGAGCUAUGUCUGCAUUGAACAUUUAAAGGGAGGUGAAGCACAACAGCAAGAGCUUAUAGAUUGUAAAGGGCAUCCCGGACAGUCAGAGUCUUCGUAUGGAGGCUAUUGCAAGGAAUUGAUGUACAUGAUCAGCGACGAACUUGUCGUCACUCCACUAUCCUUAACAGGGGCCGUUUUGCUUCGCAAGGAAUUCUCUGAACCGGUCAAGAUGACAGAGUUGGGCAUUGGUGAAGCAGAGGCUCUUGAUUUGCUUAGCGUUGCUUUGUCGUCCAAGACAGCACUAACGGAUGCCUUUUUCGCAAGAGCUAACUUCGGUGGAUGAGGAGGGUGAAUGAAUCCAUCAGGAGGAGAAAGAGAGGGCAGCGAA
Zingiber officinale is the source of this 564-nucleotide messenger RNA. RefSeq lists its product as uncharacterized. Lineage: Eukaryota; Viridiplantae; Streptophyta; Magnoliopsida; Zingiberales; Zingiberaceae. The record is from RefSeq and is a predicted model, not a curated record. The transcript is spliced from 3 exons. Bases 1 to 519 code for a protein of 172 amino acids.